AUGGCCACAGAAAGCUUCGGAUUCCAGGCUGAGAUCAGCCAGCUCCUGGACUUGAUCAUUAACACCUUCUACUCGAACAAGGAGAUCUUCCUACGAGAAUUGAUCUCCAACGGCUCUGAUGCCCUCGACAAAAUCCGCUACGCCUCCCUUACAGACCCCUCUCAGCUCGAUACCGAGAAGGAUCUCUUCAUCCGUAUCACCCCCGACAAGGAGAACAAGAUCCUCACCAUCCGCGAUACCGGUAUCGGUAUGACCAAGGCUGACAUGGUCAACAACCUCGGUACAAUUGCCAAGUCUGGCACAAAGGGCUUCAUGGAGGCUUUGAGCUCCGGUGCCGAUAUCUCCAUGAUUGGACAGUUCGGUGUCGGAUUCUAUUCCGCUUACCUCGUUGCUGAGCGCGUCCAGGUUGUCUCCAAGCACAACGAUGACGAGCAAUACAUCUGGGAGUCUGCCGCCGGCGGAACCUUCACCAUCACCCCCGACACCGUCAACCCUCCUCUUGGACGUGGUACCGAAAUCAGACUCUUCCUCAAGGAGGACCAGCUUGAAUACCUCGAGGAGAAGAAGAUCAAGGAGAUCGUCAAGAAGCACUCUGAAUUCAUCUCCUACCCUAUUCAGCUCACUGUGACCAAGGAGGUUGAGAAGGAAGUUGAAGACGACGAAGAGGAAGUCAAGGAGGGCGAGGAGCCCAAGAUCCAGGAAGUCGACGAGGACGAGGACAAGAAGAAGAAGACCAAAAAGGUCAAGGAGACUGAGACCUCCAACGAGGAGCUCAACAAGACCAAGCCCAUCUGGACUCGCAACCCUUCUGACAUCACUCCCGAUGAAUACUCUUCCUUCUACAAGAGCUUGACCAACGACUGGGAAGACCAUCUCGCCGUCAAGCACUUCUCCGUCGAGGGUCAGCUUGAGUUCAAGGCUAUCCUCUUCAUCCCCAAGCGUGCUCCCUUCGAUCUCUUCGAGUCCAAGAAGAAGCGCAACAACAUCAAGCUCUAUGUCCGCCGUGUCUUCAUCAUGGACGACUGUGAGGACCUCAUCCCCGAAUACCUCAACUUCGUCAAGGGUAUCGUCGACUCUGAGGAUCUCCCCCUCAACAUCUCCCGUGAGACUCUCCAGCAAAACAAGAUCCUCAAGGUCAUCCGCAAGAACCUCGUCAAGAAGUCCCUCGACCUCAUCAGUGAAAUCGCUGAGGACAAGGACAACUUUGCCAAGUUCUAUGAGGCUUUCGGCAAGAACAUCAAGCUCGGUGUCCACGAGGAUGCCCAAAACCGCAGCAAGCUCGCAGAGUUCCUCCGCUUCUUCUCUACCAAGUCCACUGAGGAGCAGACUUCGCUCAAGGACUACAUCACUCGCAUGCCCGAGGUCCAGAAGAACAUCUACUACCUCACUGGCGAGUCUCUUGCUGCUACCCGCGACUCUCCCUUCCUUGAGGUCCUCAAGAAGAAGGGCUUCGAAGUCCUCCUGCUCGUCGACCCUAUCGAUGAAUACGCCAUCACCCAACUCAAGGAGUUCGACGGCAAGAAGCUUAUCUGUGUCUCCAAGGAAGGUCUCGAGCUCGAGGAAACCGAGGAGGAGAAGAAGGCUCGUGAGACCGAGGCCGCUGACUUUGCUGAGCUCUGCUCCACCGUCAAGGAUGCUCUCGGUGACAAGGUCGAGAAGGUCGUUGUCUCCAACAGGAUCACCGAUUCUCCUUGUGUCCUCGUCACUGGUCAAUUCGGUUGGUCGUCCAACAUGGAGCGCAUCAUGAAGGCCCAGGCUCUCCGUGACUCUUCCAUGUCAUCUUACAUGGCCUCCAAGAAGACCCUCGAGCUCAACCCCACCAAUGCCAUCGUCAAGGAGCUCAAGCGCAAGGUCAAGGAGGACAAGGCUGACAAGUCUGUCCGUGACUUGACCUACCUCCUCUUCGAGACUGCCCUCCUCACCUCUGGAUUCACUCUCGAUGAGCCCACAUCGUUCGCCAAGCGCAUCUACAGGAUGAUCGCUCUCGGUCUUGACGUCGACGAUGAGGAGGAGGCUCCUGCUGCUUCCACAGAGGCCCCUGCUCCUUCGGAGCCUGCCUCUACCUCGGCCAUGGAGGAGAUUGACUAG
This is a messenger RNA of Psilocybe cubensis, 2088 nucleotides long. RefSeq lists its product as uncharacterized. The coding region runs from base 1 to 2088 and encodes 695 amino acids. Gene Ontology annotation, biological process: protein stabilization; protein folding; cellular response to heat. Gene Ontology annotation, molecular function: ATP binding; ATP hydrolysis activity; ATP-dependent protein folding chaperone. The record is from RefSeq and is a predicted model, not a curated record. NCBI's taxonomy places the organism in Eukaryota, Fungi, Basidiomycota, Agaricomycetes, Agaricales, Agrocybaceae. Gene Ontology annotation, cellular component: plasma membrane; cytosol; perinuclear region of cytoplasm. The transcript is spliced from 6 exons.